Prosopis cineraria is the source of this 770-nucleotide messenger RNA. RefSeq lists its product as uncharacterized. Bases 159 to 551 code for a protein of 130 amino acids. The record is from RefSeq and is a predicted model, not a curated record. Lineage: Eukaryota; Viridiplantae; Streptophyta; Magnoliopsida; Fabales; Fabaceae. The transcript has a single exon.
AGCUUUUGCACAUUUUGCGGGAUUACUUAAACGCGUCUUCAUAUAAUUGCUUUGCCUCUCUCAUAAUGGGCUUCUCACUCCGAUACUGAUAUUCAAACCUACCUCCUCAAUCAAAUCUUUAUCUUUUUUCCGAUAGCCAGAAAGUUCUUCGCCAAUCAAUGGCCUAUGGUAGAAGCAGAGCCUCCUCUUUUUUCGAUGGGUUCACUCUGAACCCUCUCCCAUACCCUGUUCUUCUGAUCCUUGCCGUGUUAUUCGUCUUCCUCGGCAUGUCGUGGUACUUAUCCUACGAGGAAGUUGUCGAAAGUGCAGAAGAACAAUUGGGUUGGGUUCUGUUUGCUACCCCAGUUGCGAUCCUACUCUUAGCCCGGUGGUUGUCUUCCGUAGAUACUUCCGAUUGGUUCUUCUUCGGCUCUUCGCCAUGGGAAAGACAGAGAAGGACUCAUCACCUUCCAUCAGAGGGAAGCUCGCCAUGGGGUGUGGCUGCUCUUAUUGUGGUCUUGCUUAUCAUGGUUCAGUACCAGUCUUCCUUUCUUGAAAGCUGGUUCUUUUGAUGUGAUUUUAAUGCUGUUCUGUUUGUUUGCAAGUUUGUUUGUUUUUUAGAGGUUUGAUUUUCUAGAUAAAACGAUAAUUCAUUUUAUUUUGUUUGUCAUAGGAUAGAAAACUUCGGAUCUAAGACAUAGAUCUUGUCAGUUGUGAUUAUUGUAAAUAUAUGAUAGAAGAUGGUGUUGUAUGAAUCUGGUUUAAGAUAUGGAACCUAGUUGAUCGGAAAA